Messenger RNA from Talaromyces proteolyticus, 2648 nucleotides. RefSeq lists its product as uncharacterized. Bases 219 to 2525 code for a protein of 768 amino acids. The record is from RefSeq and is a predicted model, not a curated record. The transcript has 2 exons. Gene Ontology annotation, cellular component: transcription factor TFIIIC complex. Gene Ontology annotation, molecular function: protein binding. Gene Ontology annotation, biological process: transcription by RNA polymerase III. NCBI's taxonomy places the organism in Eukaryota, Fungi, Ascomycota, Eurotiomycetes, Eurotiales, Trichocomaceae.
CACGAUUCCAUUCCUCGCACUCUCCUUCUCAAGCCCCCGCACCCAUCCACGGCCGGGGUUGUUUUCAUUCCAGUGGGGCUAUAAAGGAUUUUAAUACUGCCUACUUACGGUUUGGCUCGAUUCCUUGGCCAAGAAGACACUGACCAACUGAUAUGCAGUGCAUAUACAUGCGUGCACCAUGAUCCUUAAAUUGAUAGCUAUUGCCGAACUCGAGAAGGAUGUCAACACGUAGGUCUAGCCGCCGUUCCGGUGCACGGAAGAGCUAUACAGAUGAUCCAUUCCAAGCUAUUGGACUUGAAGAAUCUGAAGACGAGGAAGAUAUUGAGCAGUCGAUUGUUUACAAAGGAAAAGGAAAAGCUAAGAAGCGCAAGCGUGAUGAAUCAGACGAUGAAUUUGAUGAGUAUGCGGCUAACCAAGCGGAGCUGAACGAAGAGGAGGAUGAAGAUGAGAUUGAAGAGGAAGAUGAGGGAAUCCAAAAUCAUGAGGAUGUCCAGAGUCGUGAAAGUGGCGUGGAAGAUAUCGAGGAAGACCAGGUUCAACUUGCAACUACGCCUAAAUCUACUUUCAAUCGUGGUAGCCGUUAUCGUGAUAGAAAAAUGGACGGAACUGUUCGUUUUCAGUCACAGGAAACCCAUAGUCGUGGCGUCUACAAUCCGUCAGAGCAUGUCAGCAAGUCAAUGCAUCUCAAACUGACUUUUGGCCUGGACAAUCGCGAUCUUCUCGCACUAGUCAGCACCAGAACACGUUGGUCUUCAGGGAUUGAUUCGACCUUCCCUUCGAGGACAACUCUAGAUAAAGAACUGACCUCGACUACUUAUGGCCCAGGCAGCACUCAUGGGGUGUAUGUAGCGGACAUGGAGCGAGAAGCAACAAGCGCGUGGGACUGGUAUCACAGUGACAACCUUGGAGUUAGAUUUAAGGAAAGGCAGUUUGUUGAGAAUAUAGGCGAAGCAGAAGCUCGCCAGAGGUUUCUCUGUCACCCAGAGAAGGACACCCACAAGGUUAUAUUUGGACGAGGCGAUGAGUUAUCCACUGUUUAUCUGCACAAUUGUGAAAGUUUUAAUUUCGGGGACUGCUGGAAAAACCGAGACGAGACUCAUAAAACGACCCACAAGGAGACGGCUAAAAAGAAAGGCCCCAAAAAGUCUUUGAAAAGAGAACCAACAGAAGAUGCAGUGAUUUCAGAGACUCCUACGCAGGGAAAGCGUCGAAAGAAUCGUUAUGGGUGGAUUUUGAACUUGUCUGGCAAAAUCCAAGCUUUGUCAUGGGCGCCUAAUCAGCAUGGCUCGACACAAUAUUUGGCAGUGUCGGUCCCUAUCAAUUCCGACCAGGAAAAGAAGUAUACUUCGUUGGCACCGCCGGCUAUUUCCUCGGCGUUCUCUCCUUCGCCACCCUACCCUGGUGCUAUACAAAUCUGGUCGUUUGAUGCCGAAGAGCGUGAAGAAAAAAUAACAAAGACGCUGGAUGUUGAAAGGAAGCCAAAAUUGAGACUAGUGCUAUGCAUGGAAUUUGGUCAUAUUAGAAAGAUCAAUUGGUGUCCAAUACCACGCAAAAGCCGCAAUGAAGACGCGCACAACUUGGGAUUAUUAGCUUGCGUGUUUUCGGAUGGCCGCACCAGGAUAUUCGACGUGAAGAUAAGCUGCGAUUCAGAAAAAACAGAGUAUCUCUACGUGAAGUCUGCGGCAUUCACUGCAAUACCAUCUCCAACUAUCUCCACCUGUAUGGCGUGGCUAUCUCCUACGGACAUAGUCGUUGCAUGUGCCAACGGAUCGGUUGCUGUCUACAAUAUUCUAACAUAUGAUGCCUCUCAAGGAGACCGAGAACCGAUUCCAUAUAUUUACGCCCCAAUACACUCUACUUAUAUUACCAAUAUGGAUACGGCGUACCCACAACAUCCGCAUAUCAUAUCGACUGUUUCGAUGGACGGGAAUACCCGCCUUACGUCCCUUAUCGACCCUACCAAGGAUAUGGUCGACACCCAGAGACAGCGGAUGGGCACAACCCACAUCUCAUACUAUCCUCAUUUGCAAGCAUUUGUCUCCAGUGACGAGAAUGAUUUCCUCCGUGGUCUGACUGUACGGCGAUUCUAUACCACCACCUUGGUCGGAAGACUUCCAAGCUCCAUUUCAGCUAUUGCAACUGGGAGCCGCUGGCACCCAUCAGCCAUGGUAGGCUCUACUGAGGGCUCGGUGUUUGUGAUGAAUCCUCUUCGUAGGCUCAUGCAUGCAAAAGAACCACAUUACCAUGCCCGAUGGUUCCUGCACGAGUGGGCCAAGAGCAAGGACUGGCAUACCCCUAACACUAGUCGAUUCACCGAAAACAUCGAAGUAGAAAGCUUGAGUCUGAACCGCGCAACUCAUGGUGACGGGAAGAUUGUGAACGGGAUCAUGACUAUUACGAUAUACGACGAAGAACAGCAGGUUUUUUGUCUCGAAUGGAAUCCAAAUCAAUCCUGUGCUGGCUGGGCGGCUGCAGGCAUGGGAUGUGGUUUGCUUCGAGUGGAAGAUUUGGCCAUGUUUCAUUGAUUGACAUAAGAAGGGGAAUCGUGUGUGUACCUGUAAAAUAUCGUAAUCUAGCUUUUGAUACGGAAUAAGGCAUUCCAACCCAGAAUAUUCCCCUUCAUUUGCUGGGUAGAAACUUAAUCGAGC